This is a messenger RNA of Ananas comosus (pineapple), 1228 nucleotides long. RefSeq lists its product as uncharacterized. The transcript has 3 exons. Lineage: Eukaryota; Viridiplantae; Streptophyta; Magnoliopsida; Poales; Bromeliaceae. The coding region runs from base 699 to 956 and encodes 85 amino acids. The record is from RefSeq and is a predicted model, not a curated record.
UCAUGUGAACGCAAUUCUCACAUUCGAUGCACUAUGAAAAAUGGAAGAAUCUCUGUUGAUCUUUGACACGUUCUGUAGAAAGAAGAUAUUAGUAGAUGAACAAACGUGAACUGUUAUUGUUAUUAUUAACAUUAAACACAAUUCAACACAAUUCUAGCCAUGGAAACAAUCAUUGUUCCCCGGUCGUCUUCUACUCAACCUCCUUUGGGGAGAGAUUAUCUUCUGAUGGUGGCUUUGAUAAAUGAAUGUGUAGAACAUUUCUAUAGUAUAAUAUGGAGUUUUUACUGGUUUCUUUCAUAAAAAUUUAUUUGCAGAGUUUUCACCAUCCCUGAAAAUUAUUUGCACUGUGAUUCUUUUAUUGGCAUGUUGCUGAUACUUUGCACUAACACGUCAACGUAGUUCUUUUUUUUUUUUCUUUUUUUUCUUUUUUUAAAGCUGAAAUUAAUUGCUCGAACAAAAUUCUAUACACGGUUAUUUUCCAGUAAGAACAAAAAUAAGAGAAGGCCAUAUAAAUCGGUUGCGAGAAUAUUAUACAUCCUGUUUUUUUAGGAAACCCUCCCCCACUAUCAAAUGAAUCUUAGCAUCCGAUAACCAACGCCAUCGCCUUCAUAAAUCAUAAACCCUAAACCCUAACCACGCGCCGUCGCCUCCUCCCUCCCCACCUUCCUUCUCGUCCUCGUCCUCCUCCGACGACGAAAAUGGCGUGGCGCGGCUCGAUCUCGCGCUCGCUUCUCUCAACCGCGCCCUCCACCGCCGCACGCCUCCGCCCUCCGCCGCUCGCCGCCGCACCUCGGCCCCCGCGCCGCCGCCUCCCCUUCGCCCCGACGAGACCCGUGGGGGCGUUGGGGUGCGCCCAAUCCCUGCUCCCGAUCCACAGCGUGGUGGCCCUUCCUCGCCUCACCUCGCACCUAUCCGUCACCGCGAGGGCGUGCUGUGAGCUCUCUCAGGGUACUUGAAGGAAGUAGACUGGUAGAUCCUUCUUAAAGGAUGGUAGCUGGUUUUGAUAUUGUGUCUUCUGGGAACCGUUUCAGCUAAUGUUAUUAGCUGCAAAGUUUGAAAUGUAGUUUUUCCUCUAAUCAGGAAUUUUGAGAAUUUUUCAUGGUCGAGGACAUGAUGAAUAAUGUUAUGAUUACUUUCUUACAGUCUUCUGAUGGAACUUGUAUCAGAUAUUCAUUUAAACUAGAUUUUGAUCGAAGCUAGUGUAAAAGCAUUCUACUCUUUUGUGGCA